This is a messenger RNA of Saccostrea echinata, 1586 nucleotides long. Its product is annotated as ADP-ribosylation factor-like protein 6-interacting protein 4. Lineage: Eukaryota; Metazoa; Mollusca; Bivalvia; Ostreida; Ostreidae. The transcript is spliced from 5 exons. The record is from RefSeq and is a predicted model, not a curated record. The coding region runs from base 78 to 737 and encodes 219 amino acids.
UAUGUCAGCGCCCAUGAAGUUGAUCAGUUUUAUGAAAACAACAUUUCUUAAUCGUGUUUUUUCGUUUUGAAUUGAAUAUGGAAUCCUGUCGUUUGAAAGAAAGGUCUACAUCGGCAUCUUCUAUGAUAAAGAAUCAGAGAAAGCGAAAGAAAUCAAAGAAAAGAUACGAAAGUAGCAGUUCUUCUUCUGAGGAAAGUGACAGUGACAUUAGUUCUAGUGAUUCCUCUUCCUCAGACACUGAUGACCGGUCUAGAAAACACAAGAAAAGUAAAAGAAAAACGAAGCAUAAAAGAUCUAGAAGUUCAUCAUCAUCUUCAUCGCCAUCUCCUGUUAGAAGAAAGAAGAAAAAGAAAGACCACAAAAAGCAUAAAAAGAAGAAAUCAAAGAAAAAAUUGAAGAAAAGCAAAUCAAAGGAGAGAGCUGACCUUCCAUCUACAAUGAAUAAAAAUACAUGUAUCAUUGACAAGAACUCUGUCCCAAAACCUACAGCUAGCAGUAGUAGUAGUGGUCCAUCUCCUCGCAUGAUGAAACCCAUGACAAAGGAAGAAUGGGAGAAACAGCAAAGUGUCGUGAGGAGGGUAUAUGACCCCGAAACUGGACGCAAUAGGUUAGUCAAAGGUGAUGGGGAGAUUUUGGAGGAAAUUGUGAGUAAGGAGCGACACAAGCAAAUUAACAAGCAAGCAACACAAGGGGAUGGUUUGUUUUUUGCAACAAAGAUGGGAAUCAAUAAAAACUGAAUUACGUACAGUCUUAUUUCAACAACGCGGAAUAUUUUACAAGUUUCAUGGUGUUACAAUAUAAAUGGAAAUUUCAAGAAUUUUAUAGUCUGAGCAAUUAAAUAACAUGAUUGGGCAGAGUUAAAUGAACUUAAACUUUGCCUGAGUGAAUCUUAAAUUACUCCAAACAGAGUUACCUUCACCUAAACUUUGUACGUGUAUUUUAUUGAACAUAUCUAUUUUACUGAACACAUCAAUACACACUACAAAUAUAAGCAUUACUGCAUUAAAUUCUCUUUGUUGUGCCAUGAUUAGGAGGGAAUGCAUAUGAAUAUUUUAAUGUAUAGUGCUCAGCAUUGUAUAAUUCAAUAUUUCCAGUCUCAUUCAUAUUGUUUGUCAAGUGAACAUUUGAAUGUAGAUUAUUGGACAAAUACAUGUAAAGCUGUAUAAGCAAGAUGUACAAGAACACCUUUAGGGCCUUAGGAGUGACAGGAAAGCCUUUUGUGAAACUAUCAAUGGAUUAUAGUGAAAAAAUAUACAUGUACAUGUGUCAAAAAGGGCGUAAAGUCUGCAAUUUUAUAUCCAUAAAUAAUAAGAAUCAUCCACAUUCAAAUUCUAAGUUCGCCCAACCAAGUGUUUUGACAAAACCAUGUGGGAAAAGUUUUGGGUUUUUUUUUUUAAAUAAUCCAUUGAGAACAUUUUCAUUUUGUUAUAAUUUCAUUGUUACAGAAAUAUUAAUGUAAGAGUUGGUCAGCAACUCUGUAUUGUUAAUAUUUAACUCACUUGCUAAAACUACAAUUUGAUAAAUGCAAAAUAAAUAUUCCUACUUCUUCUCUGCCAUUUACUCCUGUUUGAAACAUUUAUCAAUCU